AGGAAGGAAUGAGGCGCAUCGAGCUGCGAAUAGAAAGGCGAGAGACGGGGUGAAAGAAAGAGGGAGAGAGGUACCUGAACACAUGAUCAUUCCCUAACGUCUGUCCAACUCCUGCCUUAGCCUACUUAUACUUCAAUAGACUGUAAAACCGCGAGAGGCAGAAAAAGGACGAAAAAUAAAACAUAGGCUAUCCUUCGAUCGCUACAAAAAUCGACAUGUCAGAAAUUGUGCCCCCUGAAGUGAGACCCAAACCUGCCGUCCCAGCUAAGCCAUCUCAUGUGGCCCCGCCUUCUAGCGUUCCCUUUGUGCCUUCACCCCAAGGAACGGGGGGUGAAGGUCAAGGGUCAGGUCGAGGAUCUGCAUUGCUUGGAUACAUCGGAAUAGACACCAUCAUCGAGCAGAUGCGGAAGAAGACCAUGAAGACAGGCUUUGACUUCAACAUCAUGGUGGUUGGUCAGAGUGGUCUUGGGAAGUCUACUUUAGUGAAUACUCUCUUUAAGUCACAGGUGAGCAGGAGGAGCACAAGCUGGAGUCGUGAUGAGAAGAUCCCAAAGACUGUUGAGAUUAAAUCUGUAUCUCAUGUGAUUGAGGAAGGAGGGGUGAAGAUGAAGUUAACAGUCAUUGACACACCAGGUUUUGGGGACCAAAUCAACAAUGAAAAUUGUUGGGAGCCCAUAUCCAAAUACAUCAAUGAACAAUACGAGAAAUUUUUGAAGGAAGAAGUCAACAUUGCUCGCAAGAAACGCAUCCCUGAUACCAGAGUACACUGCUGCUUGUACUUCAUAUCUCCAACUGGACACUCGCUUCGCCAGUUGGAUAUUGAAUUCAUGAAACAUCUGAGUCGUGUGGUCAACAUCAUUCCUGUCAUUGCCAAGUCGGACACACUCACUCUUGAUGAGAAAACUGAAUUUAAACAGAAGGUGAGGAAGGAGCUGGAAGCGUGUGGGAUUGAGUGUUAUCCACAGAAGGAGUUUGAUGAAGACAUGGAGGAUAAGAGUGAUAAUGAUAAGAUCAGGGAGGCAAUGCCCUUUGCCGUGGUAGGAAGUGAUAAAGAGUACCAGGCCAAUGCCAAACGAAUUUUGGGCAGGAAGACACCCUGGGGAGUGGUGGAGGUUGAAAACCCAAAUCACUGCGAAUUCUCCUUACUUCGUGAUUUCAUGAUUAGGUCUCACCUCCAGGACCUGAAGGAGGUCACUCAUAACAUCCAUUACGAGACGUACCGUGCCAAGAGGCUCAACGAUAAUGGAGGUCUACAUCCCAUCUCCUCCUCUGGCCAAGACACACAAGAAAGCAACCUGUGAGGAAACAAAUGAGCGGCAUAGUAAGGAUGCGAGAGAAAACCAAGAUUCAUCUUGUAAUAAUUCAGCUGUGCGUGCUCAGAAGAUUUCAUCGCUGUGGAGGUUUUGUCUUUAUUCUCCUUUUAGUCAUCAUCUCUUGUUGCACAACAUUUGAAAAUAAGAAAAAGCCUUCCCCAGUUGCUCACUCUGCUGACUUUAGUGAGCGAGUUUGCUCGUGAUAAUCAUGUUCAGGUCUAACAUGAUGGUAAAUAGCCUUGUGCUAUAGCAUUUGUAAUUGGAAAUUGCCCAGUGUUGGCAUAUCACUUGCUCUGUCCUCUACUACUGGAACCUAUACUGCCACUGCAGUCUGCAGCUCAAUGGGCCUUAUUUAUUAAAACAUUUAGCACACUUUUAGUACCUAUGCCAAUUAAACAUACUCAAGUUAUGUGUAAGCCUACUAAAUUUUAACACGCAAGUGUUUUAAUAAGUAUCUCAUUUUCUUUGGCCCUGUAAGAGUACAGCAGUGUUUCUUUAAGUACAUUAGAUUCUCUAGUACUAACUUUUUACCAUUGCUGUGUAUCUCUGCCAAAACAAGUCUCAGAGGACUUUGAAGUGACCACUGAAGCAUAUUCCUACAGAUCAUUCCAAGCAGGUACAGCAGUUUAAAUGCAUGCCAGGAUUUACAGUGGCUAAUGUGUUUAAAUAAACUUCAGGAGGAAACUGAAAGAGCACUGAUUAAAAAUGAUCAGUGCCUUUAACAAAUCAAGAGUUGUGGUUUUGAGGUUUUUCUUGAAGCACAUUUUGUAUGGACACCCCAUGUUUGUGUGAAUGAGUAUGAAAAUUACAAAGCUUUCUCAAAGUUUUGCAGAUGGUAAUAGUGAUUUCUGUCUUCAAAUGUGAUGGAAUUUUUAUUUUCAUCCCAUGUGUGCCAAUAUUUCCAAUUGUGUGUAUAUGUGUAAUUACUUCUACAUUCCAUCUCACAAUAUCACUUCAUGGAACAUUAUAUAUGUAGGAAGUCUACACAUACUGAUCCUAAAUCAGUUCAUCUUUUUCAUAUCACAUUUAAUUAAUGCUGGUGUGGAAUAAUAAAACACCUUUGAACAAUAAUUAUGAAAUAUUAUUUAUAUUGUAUUUAUGUUUUAUUU
This is a messenger RNA of Sinocyclocheilus rhinocerous, 2422 nucleotides long. RefSeq names its product neuronal-specific septin-3-like. NCBI's taxonomy places the organism in Eukaryota, Metazoa, Chordata, Actinopteri, Cypriniformes, Cyprinidae. The record is from RefSeq and is a predicted model, not a curated record. Gene Ontology annotation, molecular function: GTP binding. The transcript has 10 exons. Bases 216 to 1301 code for a protein of 361 amino acids.